AUGAUACUGGGCUAUAAGGAUACAUUGGAUCAAUUGCCAGGCAUAUUCUUUGGGGUCGCCUACGGUCUUCUUGCUGAUAGUAUCGGACGCAGACCAAUCCUGCUCUUCGGUAUGCUUGGAUUAGCACUGAGUGGAAUGUGGGUAAAAAUAGUUUGCUUGUUUCCUCAGACAAUCCCUAUCAAGUUGGUAUAUUUGUCUUCUCCAAUUCUUAUUUUUGGUGGUGGGGCACAAGUUGCUUCAUCGAUGUUAUAUGUCAUGUUGGCGGACUCAUAUCCUGAGGAAGAAAGGGUUACGUCUUUCUUCUAUUUUUCCUCGGUUGCUCUUGUUGCAGAGAUUGUGGCCACGCCUAUAAGCGGACUGACAAUGACCAAGGACCCCUGGGUGCCAUUUCUGGCUAGUUCAGGUAUGGAAUUGUUGGCAAUCAUUGUGGCUUUACUUUUCGCUCCAGAGACACACCAUUUCGUCAAUAACCCGUCGUUCGCAAUGCCCCGCCCUUCUACUGAUAACAGUGGACCAAUCCCGACGAAAGAACCACCCUUCGUUCGGCUGUGGGCGGACAAAUUAUGGGGUAGCCUGAAGAAGACCAGAGAACUAACUCACUUUGUUUGGAAAAAUUUGAAUAUCACUCUUGUUCUCCUGGUCUUUUUAGCGGCUACUUUGAGUCGCCAAGCUAUGGCACUUUUGCUACAGCUACUAUUCUACUCUCUAUCCGCGCUACUGUCAACCUCGCGGGUGUCCUUGUAA
Messenger RNA from Talaromyces rugulosus, 744 nucleotides. RefSeq lists its product as uncharacterized. NCBI's taxonomy places the organism in Eukaryota, Fungi, Ascomycota, Eurotiomycetes, Eurotiales, Trichocomaceae. Bases 1 to 744 code for a protein of 247 amino acids. Gene Ontology annotation, molecular function: transmembrane transporter activity. Gene Ontology annotation, biological process: transmembrane transport. Gene Ontology annotation, cellular component: membrane. The record is from RefSeq and is a predicted model, not a curated record. The transcript has 3 exons.